Torulaspora globosa is the source of this 1392-nucleotide messenger RNA. RefSeq names its product glutamyl-tRNA(Gln) amidotransferase subunit HER2 (gene HER2). Gene Ontology annotation, biological process: mitochondrial translation; glutaminyl-tRNAGln biosynthesis via transamidation. The coding region runs from base 1 to 1392 and encodes 463 amino acids. The record is from RefSeq and is a predicted model, not a curated record. NCBI's taxonomy places the organism in Eukaryota, Fungi, Ascomycota, Saccharomycetes, Saccharomycetales, Saccharomycetaceae. Gene Ontology annotation, molecular function: glutaminyl-tRNA synthase (glutamine-hydrolyzing) activity. Gene Ontology annotation, cellular component: mitochondrion; glutamyl-tRNA(Gln) amidotransferase complex. The transcript has a single exon.
AUGAGCUUGAAAACUGCUUUGUCUCGUAUCAAAUCCAUUCCUGAGAUCCAGAAGCGUUUCAAUAUCUUCAUCAAUGUCAAUCAAGCUGCAGAAAGGCAGUUGCAAGAGAGUUCGCCAGAACUGCCGUUAUCGAAUCUAGUUGCUGGUGUGAAAGAUAACAUUGUCACGAAAGGCCUCCCAACUACGUGUGGCUCAAGGAUGCUGGCUGACUAUGAAUCCCCGUAUGAUGCGUCGUGUGUUCAGGCACUACGAGAUGCUGGUGCUGUGAUUGCGGGCAAGACGAAUCUCGACGAAUUUGGGAUGGGGUCUGGAGGCGUACACUCGUAUUUCGGCCCUGUUUUCAAUCCAAUGUAUCCGGAUUUAAAGGUUUCUGCCGGUGGCUCAUCUUCUGGUUCAGCAGCAGCGGUUGCUGCAGGUGCAGUAGAUUUUGCCCUGGGAACGGAUACUGGUGGAUCAGUGCGUUUGCCUGCAUCCUACUGUGCUGUUUUGGGCUUCAAGCCAUCUUACGGACGGAUUUCAAGGUUUGGAGUUGUUGCAUAUGCGCAAUCGCUGGAUACUGUGGGGAUUAUCGCCAAAGACAUCUCGGUAAUACGCAGAGUUUUCAAGGUACUUGAUAAAUACGAUCCUAAAGAUCCCACAUCCUUGAGUGUUGGAUUCAGAAAGAAGGCUUCCACCAUAUUUCGUAAGAGAAAUAAACUGCGGAUAGGUGUUCCUCAAGAAUUUCUUCAACAGUCAGUGUGCGAUAAAUAUAAGAACCUUUUGCGACAGUUUAUUGAGACGCUUAUGCGCGUUGGUCAUGAAAUAUAUCCUGUUUCAAUACCCUCAAUAAAGGAUUCGCUGCCAAUCUACUACACUCUGUCUCCAGCAGAGGCUGUUUCGAAUCUCUCGCGCUUCGAUGGCAUAAGGUAUGGAACGAGAGACGAUACCUCUGACAUUGAGAACGGUGUUUUGUUUGCACCAACUAGGAAUAACUUUGGUAGAGAAGUGCAAGACAGGAUAAUACUCGGCAAUUACAAUCUCUGCUCUGAGGCAUUCAAGAAUAAUUACGUCAAAGCGCAAAAGCUUAGACUUCAGAUGAUGAAUCAAUUUGACGGAAUAUUUAGAGAUUCUAAUAUUCUUUCCAAUUCAAAAGAAAAUGAAGCAGGGGUUGACUUGAUCAUCGGUUUAACAGCUACAAGCGCUCCUCCGACAAUCGAUUCUUUCCUAAGGGGAGAAAGCUCAUCUCCGACCAAUGAAUAUCUAAAUGAUGUGUUCACUAUGCCCAUGUCAUUGGUGGGUCUACCGACUUUAUCGAUGCCUAUAGCAAAGGGAAUACCGGUAGGUAUUCAGAUCACGGCCCAGUAUGCAAAUGAUGACACCGUUUUAGAAUUUGUAGAUGGGAUACUUCAUUGA